UACAAAGCACAGGUAGGCCGGUUGCCAUGGCAGAGCUUCACUACACAGACAGCGGGUAGAUGGAGAACAGCGGCGCAGUCGGUCGUUUCCACGAUUCUCUGUCAAAGUUUAAAGUCUACGAGGAUUAUCUGGAUUCCAAAGUCACUUCAAUGGACCUAUUUUACCUAAAAAGCAGGGAGUUGGCCCGUAAGCUGGUGGAGCACGGCCACAAGGGCACGGUCCUGAGCAGGGAGGAAUUUGUGGAGAGGAAAGCAGCUGCACAGGCUGCAGAGGCUGCAAAGACCAACGCUUUCCACAACAAGGGCCGGCCAGCGACACUGGCAAGUGCAGGAAAAGAACUCAAAGAUAACUUCCUGAAAGCCCUGGCAGAGCGAGAGGAGGCCAACCGCAGUGGGAAAAUGACUUCGGUCAUUUUCAUAAGGGAUCAUAAUACCCUUGGACAGGAAGUAUCUGGCUAUAUAGACUACACCCACAGACUCAAGACCCAAGACUUUGAACCAUAUUUCAGUGGAAAGAAGAGGCUGAUGCCAGGACGCUCGGAUUUAUGCUAUUACAACUGGAAGACACAGGUGUCCACGUCCAACUCGAGCCCCAACUUCGAGGUGAUUUACGACGACCCCAACGGCCUUCUCUUCAAGAACAAGAGGGACAAGAAGAUUCUGAAUGUGGACCCUCUGUCGGGCCCCGGGGAGGACUCCAGCAGGACAUUCCUGCAGUCGGACCUCUAUGUCCAUGUCGUCAUCUACGACCACAACAUCAGGACGGCCUGAGCUUCAGAGGCUGCUACAUGUGGCUCGUAUUGGAGAGCGCUGGAAGCCUCUAAUUUGAGCGAGUCGCUGCAGUCGCACCAUCAUUUCCAAACUGUUCCCCUCAUAUCAUGCAUGCCAUCUGGGUGGAGGUGCUGCAGCAGAAAGAAAUGGCUGUAAACGGAGGAUUCCCAGAGGAAGCAGGGGAUGAACUCCAGUGGCAAAGUUUCCUUUUCCCAAAUAAAUUUUUAUUCCAGACGCGUUCUGGAUAUCUGUGGUUUGAUUGCUAACACGCUGUGGCAGCUGUCACAUUUUGAACCUGCUGUAGAAGCUUUUUUUGUUUUAAAUUAGGAUUCAGUCUAAUGAUUUUUCAUUCUCUUACAGAGAUGCUGUAACUCAUCUAACUCUCUGAAAGAAAACGAGUUCACAAGACGACAAACAUGCAUAUUUUGGAAGCUACUGUAUAUGACAAGUCAGAAGUUGUUGUGGAAAAGUUUUUCCAUUUCCCAAAAACUGAAUACUUUCUUCAAUUUGAUAACCAUCCAUCCAUCCAUUCUCUGUACACCACUUUAUCCUCACUAGGGUCAUGGGGGGUGCUGGAGUCUAUCCCAGCUGACUCGGGCGAAGGCAGGGGACACCCUGGACAGGUCACCAGUCUGUCACAGGGUCACAUAUACAGACAAACAAUCACACUCACAUUCACACCUACGGACAAUUUGGAGUAAUCAAUUAACCUCAGCAUGUUUUUGGACUGUGGGAGGAAGCCGGAGUACCCGGAGAAAACCCACGCAUGCUCAGGGAGAACAUGCAAACUCCAUGCAGAAAGAUCCCAGGCCGGGAUUUGAACCAGCAUCUUCUUGCUGCAAGGCGAAAGUGCUAACCACUACCCACUGUGCAGCCUUAAUUUGAUAACUAAAAUAUGUAAAAUACCAGAAAAACUUGAAUCCUUUUCUCCAUUCAGUUCCAAGUGUUUCAAGUAUUCUCUGUACUUGAAACACUUGAAACUGGAAAAAAAUUAAACUGAAUCCAUUCAGUUUCAAACAUUUUCAGUUGUUGGUGGAUUGAGAAUACUUGAAAUACCAGAAAAACAAGAGACUGAAUUCUUUUCUCCAUUCAGUUUCCUGUAUUUUCAGUAGUAAACUGAAUGCUUUCAAACUACAGAAACAUGAAUAUUGAAAACACUCAGAAAAAAUUUAACCUUUCCUGUCCAGUGGGAAAGGUGUUCCAAUGAGAAUUAAUGUCAACUCUGUCUUAUUAUGCCUAUUUUCAAGCAUUGCAUCAGAAACAGCUAAUAAGAACAGAAUUCAAAAGAAAUUCCCCAAUUUUGCAAAAAAUCUUGCACUCAGUUGAGGUGUUUUUUUGUCUUUUUUAAACAAAAUUAAUGCACUUCCUCAUUGAUGGAGACACUUUUUCCAUCUAAAUUGUGACUCUGGGAAUCGUUUUACACUUUUUACACCUUUGGACAUUAUGAAACAUGGUUGAUAGCAGCAGAUAUUCGAAAACAAUUCUCUAAAAACCAUUCCUGAAGACAUGUCUUCACUUGUCUCUCAUAGAUGCCCAAGUUUUGUUCCUUCUUUAUCUUUUUUUGAGGUUUUUCAGCAGUUGGCAAUGCUUCUUCCACGCAUAAAAGGAGUCUAUCCUACCCCGUUUUGACAACACUGCACAGCCUAAUUUAUUUAGUGAAGACUGAGGCCCAGUUUUUUUUUUUGUUUUUUUGGUUUCCCCCAAUCCAGCAGUCUCAGUUAGCGGCAAGAACCUGCACAGGGACCCCAGGCUGGUCCCAGCGUUGGGCCUGGCAUGUUUUGGGCUGUUUGUCUAAACAAAUUAAAGGCGUAAGAGCUUUGAAAGAUGAUGGGGGUUGCUUUUAUGUCCUCCCCCAGGCUGCGGUAGCUCCAAUUGGACUGGAAGAGUGGGUAAUGGGCUUAAAGCGUUCCGCAUGUUCCCAGAUGCAAAGCACACUUUGCAGGACAUCAAAGUGCUCUAUCAUUUACAUAUUAGUCUUCUUUUAAUGGAGGACGAAUCCAUGAAUAGUCCUCCGUAGGAGUUAUUAAGGAAGCACGGAAGACUUUCAGCGACUUGCUCCCUUUUAAUUUCUGGAUCAGCCGUUGGUAUGGAAACACAUGGUAGGAAUCAGUCUCACCACAAGCAUCAUUGUCUCUGUCUAUAAGGUAACAAAUUACAGGGUCUUCUUUAUUUGUUCUUAAGUUUGUUUUCUGUAGGCUCUGCAGACACGUGGUGGGGGGUGCGCUUUUUCCAUUUGGUCACAAAGAAACAUCCUGCACAUUAAACAAGUCUUUGGAGGCAUUUUUGUACAGUUCUAACCAUCGAGUACAGUAUCCGCAUAAGCUGCUUUAACAAUUAAUAGUUGAGUUUGACUCUCUGGAAUUAAAAUUACAGACCUCAACAACCUCAUUUUCAUGAAUUACACUGUGACUAGUCAGAAGUUUUUACUACAGACAUCUAAGACAUGAUUCCAAUGAGUCAAAACGAUAACCGUAAUCAAGUUUUGACCUUUUAAAAAUAAUAGCUGCAGAUAUUCCAGGCGACGUUAAGACCAGUCUGAGUUGUUGUAAUAUCAGUCCAGCAAAGUAUAGAAACGGUGUUGGAGUUUGUGGAGAACCACAGCUUGAUUCAUGAGACACUUGUGGUCAAAAUGUACCUGUGCUUGAAAGUAAAUCUUGUCAUAUUAGGGGUUUUAUGGUUUCAGUGCCAUAGUAUGUUGGAAAAGCAAGCGACUUCAACCUCCGACUUGCCGUAGUUUUUGGUGUAACUACAGAUACCUGCAACGUCAAAACUCCAGCUCAAGACGCUUGUAAUUACACUCUGACGAAGCAGAGUUCCAUUUUAAGACGCCUACAGAGUCAUCCUGACUAGUUCAAAUUUAAGAUAUCUGAAAAGGACAAUGUAGAUACCUUGAACUAUGGGAUAUUCAAAAGUUUGGGAUCAUCCAGACAAUUUCAUGUUUUCCAUGAAAACUCUCACUUUUAUUCAUGUGCUAACAUAACUGCACAAGGGUUUUCUAAUCAUCAAUGAGCCUUUCAACACCAUUAGCUAACACAAUGUAGCAUUAGAACACAGGAGUGAUGGUUGCUGGAAAUGUUCCUCUGUACCCCUAUGGAGAUAUUCCAUUAAACAUUUCCAGCUAGAGUAGUCAUUUACCACAUUAACUGUCUAGACUGGAUUUCUGAUUCAUUUAAUGUUAUCUUCGUUGAGAAAAAACUGACUUUUUCAAAAAUAAGGACAUUUCUAAGUGACCCCAACCUUUUGAAUGGUAGUGUAAGUUUAUCUUAUGAACGAUACUUGUUUUCUUUCAGAGAAUUAGAUGAGUUAUGGCCUCUCCUUUGUCUUUAAGAUAAUGAAAAUACAGCCAGAAGCUGGUUAGCAUGGCUCAGUGGGUAGAGUGGCCGUCUCGCAACCAGAGGGUUGCGAUUUGAUCCCCCGGCCCGUCGUGCUCAUGUCAAGGUGUCCCUGAGCAAGACACCUACCCCCUAAUUGCUCCUGAUGGGGUUGUGGUUAGCGCCUUGCAUGGCAGCUCCCGUCAUCAGUGUGUGAAUGUGUGUGUGAAUGGGUGAAUUCACACACACAUUCACGUCAAAAGUGUUUGAUAUUUAUGAGUUAAAAUCAGAAUGAUGCUACCAGUGGACAUUGUAGCCCUUAAGGCUAACGUUAGCUACAGAUACUAAAGCUAAUAGUUAAAAUCUCACUAAACAAUAGAUAAACUUUGGCCAAAUGUCCCCAACCAUUUUCUCCUCCAGACUAGUUUAACCUUCUGUUUUUCUUUUUCUCACUAUUAUUAGUAGUUUUAUUAGUGUUACAGCACGUUUUUGCACCACAGCCUCUAUUUUGUUUGCAUCUGCUUCCCCAUGAAAUCUGCUCCAUCUGUGACGUUAAUCUUUAAUGCUAAUACUGUCCUGUAGUAUGUGAAGUGUCGGUAUUUCGUUUACUUUAUCAUAGUUAUUCAGAAGAAUAUCUGCGAAACAAGUUUCUCUUUGCGUAUGUGACGCAACCUGAUUUCAAUAUCUGUUAGCAUUUUAAAACUUUAGCUUAGCAUAAAGACUGGGGGGGAAAAAACAGUGAAACAGCUAGCGCCUCUACAGAUAAUUAGCAUCUUAAAUCAAAGUUCUAGUUGUGUAAGUAUCCAUUCAGCAUAGGAUUGUUCAGGCCGUAGCUUAGCAUUUACAUAUUACACACAAGAGAUUAGUUUAAAAUUUCUCCUAACUCUCCACAAGAAAGCAAACAAGCACAUUUCCCAAAACUGUUGAUUUAAGCUGCGAUAUUUAUCAUCUCUGUUGUAUUUAUUUCCCGCUGAUUUUUCCCCGAAAGUCACCGGGUUCAAGCUAAUUAGUUCUUGCUAACACAAACAUCUCGAUAUCGGAGCGGCUUCCCAACGGCUGCAUCUGUUUGUCUGAUUUCUCCGGAUUGGACCCGGUUGGCCUCAUUGGAACAAUAUGUGUGGUGACAUUUGGGGAUUUGGGUUCUGGUUCUGUGAAAGCUCUGGUUUCAGACCGUCGUUUGUCAAUCUGAUGCUUUAUCCUUUCUGUUUUGUUUUAGUUUUUGAUGAUUAAGAAGAUGUGAGCCUGUUUUGGGUUGAGUAAGUUGAUGAAAAGUGUGGUGCUGUGUUAAUUUCUGUCCUUUUUUGUGUGUUUUUGUGGCAUGUUUUUAAUCAUAUGUGUAUUUUUGCAGCUGUUUCUGUCAAAACUGCUUAGAAAAAGAUGUAUUUUGUCUUU
Molecule: messenger RNA, 5473 nt
Organism: Acanthochromis polyacanthus (spiny chromis)
Lineage: Eukaryota; Metazoa; Chordata; Actinopteri; Pomacentridae
Gene: cfap299
Product: cilia and flagella associated protein 299
Exons: 6
Coding region: 60-770 (236 amino acids)
Source: RefSeq, a predicted model, not a curated record